CCUCACUACCUAGACUUCGCCUGGACAAUCAAGUGUUUCCUUUUCCGGUCCAGUCUUAGCGGAGUAACUCCCAAGAAUAGUUUUAGGGAAAACAAGAUGAAAGAAAGGCCAUUUUCAGUGGCUCUUUUCUUUGGGGUUAUUUGGAUUGUUUUACCCUGUCUUGGUAAUUUUGUUGAGCUUCCAGUGUGGGAUAAUCUGAACAUUGGACUAUGUGGAUUGGCAUUAAUUCUAUGUAUUUGUGUCUACCUCACGGAAUACCUCGGAUUAUUUCCCCUUAACUACAGCAAAUUUUCCUCGCAUGGAGAAAUAAAUUCACAACUUGGUUGGUCCAUCUGCUAUGGUGCACCUCUUGUGUUGUAUGCCAUAUUGUGGUAUUUGUCUGGAAUGCCUCAGACAAUCUUCCAACUUGUAUCUCUGGUAACUUACCUGGGUCACUUCUUGAAAAGAAUCAUUGAAGCCCUUUUUAUACACAAGUAUUCCAAGAACAUGCUUCUUCUUCCAGUUAUAGAGAUUGCCAUGUUCUACUGUCUUGGUGCAGUCACCCAGCACUACUGGUGUAAUAUUUACACCCAUGGACCUUUAGCUGAUAAGUUGUCAUCUAACUAUGUGGCAUUAGUGGUUGGCGUACCAGUGUUUGUCAUUGGUGAAUCCUUAAAUUUCUAUCAUCAUCAUAUUUUGGCAAGUCUGAGGCCUGCCGGUACAUUAACUGGUUAUGUUGUUCCACAUGCAGGAUUGUUCCAUUAUCUUGUGUGUCCUCAUUAUCUUGGAGAGUUGAUUGCUUGGUACGGCAUGGCUGUAGCUGGUCAACAUCUGGGUAUGUACUUAGCUUGGUUAGUUAUGGUGUGUUACUUGUCUGGAAGGAGCCAUCAAACACAUCUUUGGUAUCUAAAGAAAAUUGAAAACUUUCCCAAGGACAGGAGAAACAUAUUUCCUGGAAUCUUCUAACCAUGGGAUUGUCAUGUGUUUAUUUCACUUUUUAAUUUAAAUAGUAUUGAUUUAUUUCAAAGUAUUGAUUAGAUGAGAGCUAAUGCAUUUGAAGUGUUAGGAUUAGUUUAGGGAACCUGUGGAGAUUGUAAGGAUACUGAAGCUGUGAAAACUUUAUUCUGUAGUCUUGUCAGACAGCAUUUAUAAAAUGCAUGUGAAAUCAGGAGUCCUUACUCUAAGAAUAACUAAGAUAUAUUGGGGACUGUCAAGUAAAGGCCAACUAGUUGGAUAUUUAAAAGUGAUCCUACAUAUGGGAGUAGGUUUUUCAAGUUAGUGGUAAUUUAAAUAAUUUUUAGUUUUUUAUCAAAUUGUUUACAUAUUAGUCAAUAAAGUUAACGACAAUCUGUAAGAAAAAAAAAUAAAGUGUUUGCUUCAAGGCUUU
Pocillopora damicornis (cauliflower coral) is the source of this 1366-nucleotide messenger RNA. Its product is annotated as 3-oxo-5-alpha-steroid 4-dehydrogenase 1. Lineage: Eukaryota; Metazoa; Cnidaria; Anthozoa; Scleractinia; Pocilloporidae. The record is from RefSeq and is a predicted model, not a curated record. Gene Ontology annotation, biological process: lipid metabolic process. Gene Ontology annotation, molecular function: oxidoreductase activity, acting on the CH-CH group of donors.